CAGUCUGGCGCUCUCAGCUCUUCUCGCCGCGCAGCUUAUUCUGUAUCCUCCUCAAACUCUAAGUCAGGCUGAGUCCGGACCAAAACUGCUACCUACAUUCCCGAGGACCACUUUCUGCGCCGCUCAUGAACUUUUUAUUUCUACAAUCCAGAAGAAACACUCGGGGAACACCUGGACACUCACGCUUCCUACUUAUAUAACUUUUUGCUGCACUUGCGCGACUCCUUUACAUUCCUCAUACUUUAUCUCCGGAUUCACGCCGAUUUUUCUCGUUUUUCUUUUUUUAAAUCAACGAACAAAAGUCUUAUUUUUCUGUUACUCAACUACUCUGAAUAGACCAAAUAAGCAGGAAUCAGUGGCCUCUUUUUUGCACAACAUAUACAUAGUCUUAACUGUGUUUUAUUUUUUUACGUUUAGUCUUAAGUUAAGUAAAGAAACAGUAAACAAUGGCAGGUGUGAACUCUCUGGAUGCUGUGAAGAGAAAGAUUCAGUGUUUGCAGCAGCAGGCCGACGACGCAGAAGAUCGGGCUCAGGUUCUACAGAGAGAGCUGGACAGUGAACGGGAACUCCGAGAAAAAGCAGAGGGUGAGGUAGCAGCUCUGAACCGCAGGAUCCAGCUGGUGGAGGAGGAGCUGGACCGUGCCCAGGAGAGACUGGCCACAGCGCUGCAGAAACUGGAGGAAGCAGAGAAGGCUGCAGAUGAGAGCGAGAGAGGAAUGAAGGUGAUCGAGAACCGAGCGAUGAAGGAUGAGGAGAAGAUGGAGAUUCAGGAGAUGCAGCUGAAGGAGGCCAAACACAUCGCAGAGGAGGCCGACCGCAAAUACGAGGAGGUGGCUCGUAAACUGGUGAUCCUGGAGGGCGAGCUGGAGAGAGCUGAGGAGAGGGCCGAGCUCUCAGAAUGUAAAGCCAGUGACCUAGAGGAGGAGCUGAAAAAUGUGACCAACAACCUGAAGUCCUUAGAAGCCCAGUCUGAGAAGUACUCAGAAAAAGAAGACAAGUACGAGGAGGAGAUCAAAGUUCUGACUGACAAACUGAAGGAGGCUGAAACCCGUGCAGAGUUUGCCGAGAGGACAGUUGCCAAACUGGAAAAGAGCAUCGAUGACCUGGAAGAGAAACUAUCACAUGCCAAAGAGGAGAAUCUGGGCAUGCACCAAGUCCUGGACCAGACCCUGCAGGAGCUGAACAGCUUAUAAACACACACAGAGGAAGCUGGAGAGGAUGAGGUCGUCAUUAACAUUCCAUUAAACGUUCGACUCCAUUCCGCCUUUCGAGCUGUAAAAUCUUUAUUCCCCACGUAAAGGGGGAUUAACUUAAUGCUUGUCCCUUUUUUUUCUUUUUGUUUAAAGCACAACUUUUUUUUUUUUUUUUAAUAAAUUUUUUUGAAUCCAUCGCUACUUUAUUUUUUUAAAACCUACAGAUGUUCUUGUUGAAAUUUGUUUUUGACCACUAAAUUUGGCACUAAAUUUGUCCAAAGAAACCUCCCAUUUGGUCACUCAAUCACUUAAACAGACUUAAUUUUACACAUUAUGUGCACAUACAUUACACUUCUGAUUAUUUUUAAUACAUAGGCUACAUAUGGCAUAGGGGUUUGCUCAGUCUUGUGUGGCUUUUAAGCGCCACCUAGUGGUAAUUUGAAGUUAGUCAACAUUUUUUUUUUAAUUAUUAUUAUUCCAUUUUAUCUCCAGUGGCUGCAAAUUAACAGAUAUUUGACAGAUCUGUGCUCGUCUCAGUCUCUCUUUAAAUCUUUUUGUGUUAGAACAACACAACAGUCACGUGAACAGAUGACCUGGUAGAAAGGCUCGGUGAUUCAGACUUCUUUACAUUUAAUUAUAACGUAAUGCCUCUUUGGCCAAGGUGUUGAACCUGAUGCGGACGUUCUGAACACUUAAAUGCUUGACCUGACCACUGAUACCUAAUGCAUCAUUACCAACAAUAUGCCAUUAUGUAGCCAAUAUUUACAAUAUGAGUGAGCUAAACCCCAAACCACUGGAAGCUCAGUCAAGUUUUAUCAACCAUGGAUACUUAUUGUAUAUAGUAGAAUAAUGUUAGGUAAUGUGAGAAGUUGUAUUUUUUUUUUCCUUGGGUUUUGUUUCAUUUACACCACUUCUUUUUGCCAGAGGAACUCUCAAAACCAAAGAACACAACACAGACAAUUAAUUCAUGAAAUGUUUUUUUAUUUUUUUUUGUGAUGGUCAUUGUGGUUUCAUCUCAUGUCAGAGCCACUGAGAGUGCCUCACAUUUGAUUGAGACUGGUAAUGAAAUACUUCAUUCACCCACCCCCACCCCA
This is a messenger RNA of Oreochromis aureus, 2287 nucleotides long. It is a transcript of the gene tpm4a, whose product is annotated as tropomyosin 4a. Gene Ontology annotation, biological process: muscle contraction; actin filament organization. Gene Ontology annotation, molecular function: actin filament binding. Lineage: Eukaryota; Metazoa; Chordata; Actinopteri; Cichliformes; Cichlidae. The record is from RefSeq and is a predicted model, not a curated record. Gene Ontology annotation, cellular component: actin filament. The transcript is spliced from 8 exons. Bases 447 to 1193 code for a protein of 248 amino acids.